This is a messenger RNA of Mastomys coucha (southern multimammate mouse), 3634 nucleotides long. RefSeq names its product NEDD4 binding protein 2 like 2 (gene N4bp2l2). Gene Ontology annotation, biological process: negative regulation of transcription by RNA polymerase II. The transcript is spliced from 8 exons. The record is from RefSeq and is a predicted model, not a curated record. Gene Ontology annotation, molecular function: transcription corepressor activity. The coding region runs from base 135 to 3584 and encodes 1149 amino acids. Gene Ontology annotation, cellular component: nucleus. Lineage: Eukaryota; Metazoa; Chordata; Mammalia; Rodentia; Muridae.
GGCGUGAGCCCGCGGUGCUGCCUGGGUAAUCCAAGGGGUGGCGGCCAUCUUGCGUUUGGGACUGCUCUAGCCUCGCGUCCCUUUCCAGCUCCGUUUAAUCGCUACGUUGUGGACGGUCUUUAGCCUUCCCGGAGAUGCCUUAUAGUGAAAUUGAAGCUAAGUUUUUGGGACCCGGAAAAGAACUAACAAGGGAACCAUGCUAUAAAAAAUUGAAAUCAGCUGCAGAUGAUGGUGUUUCCCCCCAUCGAGGUGGUUCUGACAGUCACAGAAUCCAAGAAAAAACUAGAAAUAAUAGGGUCCCUGUGGCCACCAUUAACUUCAGAAGACGUGUUUGUCCUCAGGAAGACAAAACCAGUACAGAUGUGUCAAAGCCUUUGCACAAGGAGAUGUCUGGUAAUAAAGUAGGUGGUACUGAAUCCACUGGUUCACCAGCUUUGCAGGAUGGAAAGCUUUCACCACUGGCCAGGGAUGAUGAAAUCUAUAGCACAAGUAAAGUAUUCAUAGGCCCCAUUUACAAACCUCCUGAGAAAAAGAAAUGCAGUGAAAGGAAGAGUGAGACACAUACUUUCAGAAGUAUAGAUAGCAAAAGAAGACAAGAGGAAAAACAGAAAUCUAACUCCAAAAAAUUGGAGAUCGACACGGAAUUAUCCCAGUUUUACAAAGAAAUUGAAGAACUGGAAAAUGAAAAUGAAGCUUCCCAAGGCAGUUGCAAGGAACCAGAACCUUCCAAAGAACAAAUUAUUCCUUAUGACCGGGCCUGUAAUACCUUAAAAUCUGAGGAGGAAAAUAAAGAUCUCAGUAAUGUUCUUGAGUUACAUUGUGGUUAUCAAGAGUACUUGGAGGAUGAACCAGACUAUCCCUGUGAUGAACAGUUGAUACCUACAUUUUGUGAAACUUCAUUUCCUUCCUUCAGGCCCGAAUGGCAGUCAAUACAUCCUUUUGUCAUACCCCAUGAUCCUCUUCCCGGUUUUAAUUAUUUUAAUUUUCAAAGAUUUGGUGCCCCACUACAUCCAUCACCAGAUGUUUUCCAUGGGCAAGAUGACUCUCAGAUGCAGAAUGGAUGUUAUGUAGAUAGUUAUCAGGAUAGCUGGAGCUGUUUGACUUUUGAUCAGAAUGAUGAAUAUGCUAACUAUGAUGUGACUAGCAAUAAUGUUCAUCCUUUUAGAAAUGGCUACAGUGUACAAGAUGAAAGUGUGAAUAAUGGUUUCUGUGAAAUCAGAGAGUGCUGGCAAGAACCUUCCAUGGACAAGCAUAAUGAAACAGACAGGUUUGUGAACCAGUGGUUUCAAGAGGAGAAGUUAAAUAAAUUGCAGAAAUUACUUAUUCUUUUGCGAGGCCUCCCUGGUUCUGGAAAAACAACAUUGUCCCGAAUUCUGCUUGGUCAGAGUCGUGAUGGCAUUGUGUUCAGCACUGAUGACUAUUUUCAUCAUCAAGAUGGGUACAGGUACAAUGUUAAUCAACUUGGUGAUGCCCAUGACUGGAACCAGAACAGAGCAAAACAAGCUAUUGAUCAAGGGAGAUCUCCAGUUAUAAUAGACAACACAAAUACACAAGCCUGGGAAAUGAAACCGUAUGUGGAAAUGGCCAUAGGAAAAGGAUACAGAGUAGAGUUUCAUGAACCGGAAACUUGGUGGAAGUUUGAUCCUGAAGAAUUAGAAAAGAGGAAUAAACAUGGUGUGUCUCGAAAGAAGAUUGCUCAGAUGUUGGAUCGUUACGAAUUUCAAAUGUCCAUCUCCAUUGUGAUGAAUUCAGUGGAGCCAACACAGAAAAGCAUACAAAGCCCCCUUCCUCUCGAGGGGGAGCAGAGAGGAAGAAUUUUGAAGAAAAAUGGAUACAGGCAUAACAAAACCAAACAGAAGAGAAAUAGGACAGGAAAGAAAAGGAACAAUGUUCUUAGUGAGAACUCACUCACAACCUUAGGUCAUCUUGCGCCUGGAGGUCAGGGUUCAUCUCAGAGUGAAGGGGAAGGCUUUGACGAGGCCAAAAGAGAGCCAGAGCCUCCCUUAACUGGUGGCCUAUGGAAUGAAGCAGCAGAUGGUGGAAAUGGCCAUGAAGAGCAAAGUUGGCAAGACAGAAAGAUCUCAAACACUUUUCAAAAGACUGUGUCUACAGUUGAGUUGGACCGCACACCCAAGAACUGCUCCCCUAAGGAGGGGAAGGAAGAGGACGAGGAGAAAGAGAUGGGUUCACUUCUAACUUCACCAUCAGUACCACCUGCCUCUCGUCAUACAAGCACUCAACAUCUUUCUUGUGCAAUGAGGGAUAGCUGCUCAGGCAUGAGGGUGGAAAAGCAUAUGAGAAAUAGACAUAACUCAGCCGUAGACACCCAGGACGUAUUUGCUAAAACCCCAUGUUCAUUUAUGCAGAAGACAGAGAUGAUGGAUAAAAGUUGCCCAGAUGAGUUCCCCAUGAAUCAUCAGGGUGGGACCAGAAUAUCAGAGGAAAUUUUGCAAAAGGAACAAGGAGUCAAAAGCGAUUGCUGGGCUUUUUUUACAGCUAAUUUGUGUGAUAAAGAGUCACAGCUCUGGUCUGAGAGUCAGCCAUAUUUGGGCAGUUGGCUGGAGGAACCUCAUAAGUUUGUGUAUGAACAGAGACCCAAGAAAGCUAGGUCUCGCAGACUGACCCGCCCUGAUAGUAAGGAACAGUUGGUUAAGUUGAUUUCCACUUCUGAAGGAGCAACAGGCUCAGAAAGCAGCCCAGAAAUACCAAAGGAGAAGAAGCUACUGAUAAACUUGUCUCCUAAAGCUGAAACUGUAGGUUUACCUAGGAACCCAGGAGCAGAUAUCUCCAGUCGCUGUGUCCCCCAUCCGAACUCCCGAGAGCAUCCUUUAGAAUCAUCACAGGGUACACAAGGGGUGCAGAGGGAGAUUUGCAACUCGCCACCACACUCUAAGUUACUGGGACAGACUCAUAUCAACCCUGAAGAAAAGGAGAAAGGUGACCUCUUAACAGGGAGUCAUGGGCUGAACACGUUUUCUCGGGGGAAAGAUAUUUCUGAUAUGAUCAAUAAAGAUGAGAGAAAGCAAGAAGUGGUGAUCUUUGACCAUCGUCUGCCAUGGUUUUACCUUGAUAACCUUCUCCGUGACUCUCCUCUAAGUAUGUUUGGGAAGUCUUGCUCUUAUCGCCUGUCCUUUAACAGACUGGGGUGCGCUGUGUACUUUUAUAAAAACCCUGUCCCUUCUCUCAUGCUACAUUACCUGUCUGCCUUUUGCAUGGUAUCUCUUAACAACAAAAGAACACUUUUGACUUGCAGAUCUCAGAAGAGAGUGGAUAGGACACUAACCAAUGGAGGGUUUGUUCCCUCAGAAGUUGUAAGUAGCCAGCCUGAUACUGUUUGCUCUCAGAGGACUUCUUCUGACUGUCAGUUUUCAAAUGAUAGAUUUGAUGGAACGCUGAAGAUGUGGGAAGCCUGGGAGCCAGUGCAGUGUGGACCCACCAAGGACAGCCAGGACGUAAGCAGGAAUUAUCAGUCCUUUGGGACACUAGCACAAGAGUUUGCCUUUCACCCAGCCAAACUUUUGGGAUCUCCUGGAGUUUCAAUGGAACCCUUGUUACCAGAUGACGGAGCACAUGAUUGCCUUUGAUAUGGAAGUCACUCAAGAUUAUGCCUUUGCAAUGGAAGAUGUCAAUAAAG